AUGUGUCUAACAGCCACUUUCCACUACUGCCCAACCACCUUUCCCGGCUUCACCGAUGAAGCUGUGAAGAAGACUGUUGCACUUGCUGUGAUGCCUGGGCUCUGUGCUUUGGAAGAACUCAACCUCCUCCCUCUCCGCCGCGGACGUGAUACUCACAUCUGGGAGUAUGAGUUCCUUGUCAUGGAUGAUUUCCACUUUGUGCCGCUGCACUACAUCGAGCUGCAGGCGUUCGAUAUCCAAGAUCGUUGUCGAAUUUUCGACUGCAGAGUGUACGAGGCAUUCACUGACCUCCAACCAACACUCGUACCGAUGAAUGGAGUCCACCUGCCGCUCAACCCAUCGCAAACCAAGGAAUUUGAGUACAUGGUCCUUAAUUUUCAUCUUCUCUUGUCUCACAAUGUCCAGACUCUUCAUCUAAACCUUGUAUAA
Molecule: messenger RNA, 429 nt
Organism: Cyclocybe aegerita
Lineage: Eukaryota; Fungi; Basidiomycota; Agaricomycetes; Agaricales; Hemipholiotaceae
Source: the annotation of a GenBank genome assembly